CCGGCAUUGAGCGCUCAGCGGCACCCCGGACGGCUGGCUACAUGAGGCACUCGGGGGCCCCCCUGGCCACCCGGCCCCGCGCGUCUCUGCCAUGAGGCCCCACGGGACAGCCCCGGCCUGGAGGGGCGGACGGAACGGCGCUCCAUAGCCACGGGAGCUGCUGACCUGCAGGACCCGGCCGCCACCUGCGCGCCGCCCUCCGGGACCAUGAAGGAAGUGGUCAGCUGGUCGCCCAGGAAGGUGGCCGACUGGCUGCUGGAGAAUGCCAUGCCCGAGUACUGUGAGCCCCUGGCACACCUGACCGGCCAGGACCUCAUCAACCUCACCCCGGAGGACUUCGCCAAGCCCCCUCUGUCCCGCGUCUCCUCCGACAACGGGCAGAGGCUGCUGGACAUGAUCGAGACCCUGAAAAUGGAGCACCACCUGGAAGUGCACAAGAACGGGCACGCCAACGGGCACGUCAGCAUGGGCACAGACGCUGUCCCCACCCCGGACAGCGGCUUCAGCGCCACGAUCCAAGCCAACGGGAUUCCCAACGGGUACAGGAAGGAGAUGGUCAAGAUCCCCAUGCCUGAGCUGGAGCGUUCUCAGUACCCCAUGGAGUGGGGCAAGACCUUCCUGGCCUUCCUAUACGCACUCUUCUGUUUCUUCCUCACCACAGUGAUGAUCUCGGUGGUCCACGAACGAGUCCCUUCCAAGGAAGUGCAGCCUCCGCUCCCGGACACCUUUUUUGAUCAUUUUAACCGGGUGCAGUGGGCCUUCUCCAUCUGUGAGAUCAACGGCAUGAUCCUCGUAGGACUCUGGCUAAUUCAGUGGCUGCUCUUAAAAUACAAGUCUAUUGUUAGCAGAAGAUUCUUCUGCAUAGUGGGCACGCUGUACCUGUACCGAUGUGUUACCAUGUAUGUCACUACACUCCCAGUACCCGGUGCGCAUUUCAACUGCUCUCCCAAGCUUUUUGGAGACUGGGAAGCCCAGCUACGGAGAAUAAUGAAGCUCAUUGCUGGAGGCGGCCUGUCCAUCACGGGCUCUCACAACAUGUGUGGAGACUAUCUGUACAGCGGCCACACCGUCAUGCUCACGCUCACCUACCUGUUCAUCAAAGAGUAUUCUCCCCGGCGACUCUGGUGGUACCAUUGGAGCUGCUGGCUUCUCAGCGUGGUUGGGGUCUUCUGCAUCCUCCUAGCGCACGACCACUACACUGUGGACGUGGUGGUGGCGUACUACAUCACCACAAGACUCUUCUGGUGGUACCACACGAUGGCCAAUCAACAAGUGCUCAAAGAAGCUUCCCAGAUGAACCUCCUCGCCAGGGUGUGGUGGUACAGGCCAUUUCAGUACUUUGAAAAGAACGUGCAAGGAAUCGUACCUCGAUCCUACCACUGGCCCUUCCCCUGGCCAGGAGUCCACCUUAGUAGGCAAGUGAAAUACAGCCGGCUGGUGAACGCCACAUAACACCAGGGAAAGAAGAGCCGUCCAAAGUGCUAAGAACUCGGUGAACGAAGAUGCCAUAAAGCAAACACCUCCCCAGUCCCGUUCUCUCAACAGUUACCUUGACCUAACCCGUUGACUUUUACCUGGUCAGCACUGUGAUCUUUUUUUCUCUCCAAAGGACCCGCGUUGGACACUAAUAAAGGAAACUGAAUCUAUCACGCCCUCUCCACGUCUCCUCUCCACCCGUUUGGGGUUCUCAUAACCUGCAGUCACCCCGUUUCCUCUGUACCUGACCAAACAGCCUAACUGUAAGCUUUUUAUAGCGUAAGUUCUGGUCUUUCCAGGCACAUCUGGAAAUAAAACAUAUUUUUUCUUGGGAAAACAUACUUUUCAUAGCUCUUGCCCCAAAGAUUGGGCUGUAAGCCAUUUUCUAGCAGACGUGUCUAUGAAGGUUUCUAAGCACCUGAAUGGGCUUUGAUUCUGAAAUCUUUCUACCUGUUGCACCAUCCUUAAAAUAAAAAUAACCGACAGAGAGAAGCUUGGUGAUGGUGGGUUUUGUGAAAAUCAGGAGAGAGAGUGUGUCAAAAAGUGCAAACAAGGAAAGAAGAAGAAGAAGAAGCAAAAGGAGAAGAAGCAAAAUAAGAAGAAGGAGAAAGCUUCUGUUAUAAGGCGACUUUUCUAAGUAUUUCCUAACUUUAUUUUUCAAAAUGAUGUUAUUAAACACCAAAUUUCAAGAUUUUUUACAUGUCAGAGAGAAGAGAGUUAAAGAUGCUACUUGGGAGAGAACUUUGUCUAAGUUUCUAGUGCCUUUCCUGUCUCGAUUGUAUGGUCAGUAGGCUACCUUAACUGUUCUUAUUUAAAAUGAAGUAUUCCACGAAGAUAUACACGUAUCUGUACACUACUGCAUUUUGCAUCUCUCGCUCAGCUAAGCCAGAGGCUGCAUACGGUUUCUCAACCGAGUUUCCUCUGAGCUGAGGAGCGGGGAGUGAGUGAGGAAGCCUGCCCUGCUCCCACAUAGAGCAGGUGACUGUAACGUAUAUAUAUCACUUGUAUUACUUUACCGCCUACUUGGUAGUUCAAUUUUGACAAUAACAAUGAAAACAGCCAUGAAUAUUUUUUAAAGAGAGUUUUGAAAACGAUCACUUAACUAAAACUUGAAAGCUCUAGUUAUCUAUACUCUCAUGAUGAUUUUGUUGGUGAACAUCAAAAAAAAAAAAAAAAAAAGAGAGAGAGAUCUAUUUCUUUAAGAUAUACUUGUGCAGAAACUGCAUGUAACUCCCAAGUUUUCCUCCUAACGAAAGUAUGUCAUGGGAAGCAUUCUGUACUUGCCAAUCUGGAGAACAAAAUAGUUUUUUCAGAAGAAUGAAGAGGCGUAUGUGUCCAUCCUGAAUUUUACAUGCAGCAGAAUUAUCUUCUGUAGGUUUUUUUUUUUUUUUUGGGUUUUUGUGUAUACACAAGGUGAUAUUUGUAUUGUAAAACAAUAAUGGUGAAGGAAAUAAAAAAAAAAAGCUUUUCAACUUUUGUUUGUUUUAAAUCUUUGUAAAGUUAUUAUUCCAGAGAGUAUACUGAUAUCUUAUGGCUUAACUAGAUCAUAAUUUAAUCAAAAUGCACUUUUUAAUAAAAACUGAUACUUAAAAUAA
Erinaceus europaeus (western European hedgehog) is the source of this 3071-nucleotide messenger RNA. It is a transcript of the gene SGMS1, whose product is annotated as sphingomyelin synthase 1. Gene Ontology annotation, biological process: sphingomyelin biosynthetic process; ceramide biosynthetic process. Lineage: Eukaryota; Metazoa; Chordata; Mammalia; Eulipotyphla; Erinaceidae. Bases 208 to 1452 code for a protein of 414 amino acids. Gene Ontology annotation, molecular function: ceramide cholinephosphotransferase activity; protein binding; sphingomyelin synthase activity. The transcript is spliced from 5 exons. The record is from RefSeq and is a predicted model, not a curated record. Gene Ontology annotation, cellular component: Golgi membrane; endoplasmic reticulum membrane.